UUCCUGCUAACGCAAGACGCAACCAGUCUCUCGGCAAGGUACGACGAUGUUGACGCUUUCCGCCUCGGACUCGUCCGGCGCCAUUGCCAACGCCAACCAAGCGGCGACGCUCGCCCGAUAGUCGCCGCGGCGACGGGAUAUCACCGCCCCCGGUAUCUCCGACGCGCGACCCCGGACUCCUGCCGGAGCUUUUUCGGAGGCGCUCGCCGAAUUCUUUACCUCCCCCGCUCCACCACCACCACACGGAUGCCCCCCCGCCCCUCCGAAUCACCUCUGCGCGGGCGACGCAACUGCCGGCCGAGCCAGUAUCGCCGCCGUUGAUGUUCAGCCGGGAAACGUUCCGGGACAUUCCAAACACUCUGUGCCUGAAGUUCGACGCUGAAUCGUGUGCAAGUCCAUUUCACCCAUAGAAGAAGACCAUUGCGUUCCGAGGCAGCUGGCGCACAGAAUGCCGUGCCCUGACCCUUGUCCCAGCGGCGGAGCAGCGCUGAGGGCGAGGUCUGUGUUCUCGGCUACCCUGGCAGUCAAUUUCGUGUAGCACCACUCCCAGGGGCUGAAGAGAUAGCGUUACGGAGUCCGUCAUCCGCAUCCCAUAACUCGAGGCACUAGAAUGGCUCCCAAACCAGAAACUGAGCGCGGCUGCUCCAGAGUGUGCGUCAUCCUACUCUACCUCCUUGGAAUGAUCCUCAUCAUAGCAGGCAUCGUCGCCGGAGUCUUCAUCCUCAACUAUCCGGACUUCUUGAUGUUCUUGGCGAUUGGGUCUGGUUCGGCCAUCCUGCUCGGAAUUGUUUUCGUGUCACUGUCUGCUUGUGUGUGCACCAAACGCCGCCAGCAGCCAUCCAAACAGCCCAUGGAAAUGUUCAAGUCCCCGACGCUGAACGGAAGCAGCGUCAAAGACGGCUCUUUAAACGACCUGAAGGAGGUGUCCGUCCGCUCUAGAGACGGCCCAAACGGCAUUACCUCGUUAUCGCGAGCCAGCGAUGGCUUUCUUAACACGGCUGUGGCGAAAGGGGAGUUCUUCCACAACUCGUCCGUAGAUGUGCCCGGGACCAAAAAGCAGCAAAAGCCGGUUACAAGCUCACCUCGCACUGUGAAGGCGAAGGUUGGCGACCAAGACUUCCAGGAGUCGCCGAAGAUUCCCGAGAUCCCUAAAGCUCCCAGGGCUGCAGACAGCCUCAAAAAAAGCAAGCAGAAAAGCGCGAAGAAAUUUCCCAAUGCCCCUUCGAGUGUCAGUGACUUUGCUUCUCUGGGCCUGCACGCCAACGAUACAGUGUUUGGCAGCUCAACAGUCAUGAAGGAAGCGCCCAAACCUGCCGUCAAGGGUCGGGGUCGCGUGCCUCUGACAGCGUUUAAACAAACCUCCAAGUCUGUCUCAGAUCUGGACGAUGAGACGUCCUUCGACUCCGCGGUGAAGCCUGCGCAGCACCAGCAGAGUAGUGCUCCCAAGUGCGGCACUCCGCAGCUGGAUCACAGGUUGGCGGCGAGCUGCCACAAUAUUCUCAGCGAAGAGCCGGUUCGCGUCGGUAUCGCCUACCUAAGGCAGCGGGAAGCCACGGCCGGAAAGCCCCCAGUGCCGCGCAAGGUAACGGGCAUCGCCCUGCCCGGCAUGACGCAACGCCCACCCGCGGCGCCAGGAAGUACGUCCCAGAGCCAGGAUGACCUGAGUCGAGUUCGCCGGAAAGCGGCCGAACCGAGCGCCGCGAAGCUGUCUGGUCCAUUACGGGACCAACGUCCACCGGACAUUCAGAGGCAACUCCAGCACAAGUCGGUCCCUGACCUUUUCCUGGACAAUUCAAAGGCAAACCUUUUAGACACCAGCAACAGUUCCUACAGCAAGUCGACGAGGACGACAGGGUAUCCCUCUGAACUGGACACAACGACCUCUUCGUACGAACCCGUCAGGCCGGUGGAUCUGGAGAAGUAUAACACCGUGGGGUUGCCGACCCCUCCGCCGUCGUUGCAGCCCAAGCCGUUCCGCUCGACAGACGCGCAGCCGUUCCGAAUGUACGCGCCGAAGCAGUCCAACCCUGGCCCCGACAAGCAGCCGCUCAUGUCGGAGUGGACAGUGAGCAUCUCGUCGAAGAGCGAUACGCUUUCCAGUGACGAUGCGGACUGUCAGCGACAGCUGAGCUCGUCUCAAGAACUCUUGAUGGGGAGCAACAAGUGCCUCGAAACCGAAAUAUAGCGCGCUCUGCUAAGGCCUUUCGCUUGCCUUCUCGGAUAUUGAACUCACGCUGUCACACCCCCCGACUGUCGUUCGGAACCUGCCAGAAGCUUUUCCGCCCCGUUUGACUAGGGAGAGAUGCGUCAGAAUAAAUGUGAGAUGCCUGUAUUCCGCUGGCAACAGUGACAGAAGUCUUGCGGGAAAGAACCUGGUUUGUUUUCGAUACUUUUCGUGUGGUGUUUCCUGCGUACGUAACUCUGGGAAGGCGUGCCUUUCGUGCCUGGACCAAGAGAACCAUCAAAGUGUUCAUUGAAAAUUCAUUCAUUAAGUGCCUACUAUUCACCACAGUGUGGCAUUUUUAUGUUUCUGUCUUUCAGAAAAAUGGCGUCCAGAAGAACGCUUUAUCAAUAAAAUGCUUGUCUCGUGUUA
This is a messenger RNA of Ixodes scapularis (black-legged tick), 2593 nucleotides long. RefSeq lists its product as uncharacterized. The transcript is spliced from 4 exons. NCBI's taxonomy places the organism in Eukaryota, Metazoa, Arthropoda, Arachnida, Ixodida, Ixodidae. The record is from RefSeq and is a predicted model, not a curated record. Bases 611 to 2185 code for a protein of 524 amino acids.